CACGCCCCUCCCGGCAGUGACCAUGCCUUGCUCAUGACAGGGCGGACUUUAUUUUGGGCCUUCCCGCGGCUAGCAGAGGAUUUGCAUGUUCCAAGUUCCUCAGGAGCUUGCAACUUGUGACUUGUGACUUGUGAGAUAUCGUCAAAGUUUGGGCCCGAUUUUCCAAAUUGUGUUGCUAAAGUUGUGGUGGCCGUGCUGGGAACAGGAAAGGAUUCUUUCCUUUCACCUCUCAUCCCGAAGCCUUCCUGCUGGAUCCACUCGUCUUUCAAGCCGGCCGGCGGGGGUUAAAGGGCACCCGGAGUGAAUCGCCUGUGAAAAACGACUCGCGCUCACUCGCCGGGCGUAUCCACGGAACCUUGUCACUUCCCGUGCGCUCUCAAUGAAUCUCGAGCCUUUCACCCGCCCGUCCUGAGCGUGGACUGCGCGCGGGCGAGAUUUGUUUGCUCGCGACUUCGGCCGCCGUGCCGAGAAAGCGCUUCCAGAACGACUUCUAGGAAUCGUUGCGUGUGUCGACUGGAUGAAGUUGGCGAGUACGCGUGGAUGAAAAGCUCGUUACCUUUCUUUGAAAGGGAAUUGACGGUGAAACCUGCAGACCCAAGCGGCCCCGAAGGCUCUGACAAAUAGCGCAUCUCCGCCGAGGGGGACAGCGAAGAUUAAAACAAGCGAUUCCGGCGGACGCCUUGAAGAGAUUCUAGAGACUGAACGAGGGAGCCGAAGGAGGUGAUCUUCCAAGUUGCGUUCUUCUCGAUGCCCUGAGUGCAGGAUCUUCGGAGACGAGUCUGUUCGGACGAUGGAGUGAGGGAGUGCGCGUUAGGAGAGCGGGACUGCAGCUCUUGGAAAGAGCUUAGCUCGUAUUGGACAUUAAGUGACUGUCUGAGUGAGAGGAGACAUGAGAGGAAGCCUUUCCCGUGCCAGCUUCUUGGAGAGCAAUUAACCCUCUGGCCAGCGCGAGUGACUACCUGGCUUCCAUUUUCUUGAUUGCGGCGGUUUGCUUGUACGAGCCGCGGUCAUGUUUCACAUACCGCCUUGCAGACCGGACGGGACCGGGUGGCGGCGACACCGCUCGGUUCUUCUGCUCCUGUUGCUGCUCGACAGCUCCCUCAAGGCGGGACAGGCCGCCAAACCCAAAGGCCCGGGUCACACCCACCUGAACUCGAUCCGUAUCGACGGGGAUAUCUCCUUGGGCGGGCUCUUCCCGGUCCACGCUAGGGGCCACGAGGGCAAGCCGUGCGGUGAGCUGAAGAAGGAGAAAGGGAUUCACCGGCUGGAGGCCAUGCUCUUCGCCUUGGACCGCAUCAACAACGAUAACAACUUGCUCCCGAACAUCACGCUGGGCGCCCGGAUCCUGGACACUUGCUCCCGGGACACGCACGCCUUGGAGCAGUCGCUCACCUUCGUGCAGGCGCUGAUCGAAAAGGACGGGACGGACGUUAAGUGUCUGGGUGGCGGGGCGCCCAUCAUUACCAAACCAGAGAGGGUGGUGGGUGUCAUCGGAGCGUCGUCCAGCUCCGUUUCCAUCAUGGUGGCAAACAUACUGAGACUCUUCAAGAUCCCGCAGGUGAGCUACGCCUCCACGGCUCCGGAACUGAGCGACAACACUCGCUACGACUUCUUCUCCCGGGUGGUGCCCCCGGACACGUACCAGGCGCAGGCCAUGGUGGACAUCGUCAAAGCCAUGCGCUGGAACUACGUCUCCACCGUGGCGUCGGAGGGCAACUACGGCGAGAGCGGAGUCGAGGCGUUCAUCCAGAAGACCCGGGAGGACGGGGGCGUGUGCAUCUCUCAGUCGGUAAAGAUUCCCAGGGAGCCCAAGCAGGGCGAAUUCGACAAGAUCAUCAGACGCCUACGUGAGAAUCCCAACGCCAGAGUCGUCAUCAUUUUCGCCAACGAGGAUGACAUCAAGCGGCUGCUCCACGCUGCUAAAAAGGCCAACCAGACGGGUCAUUUCAUUUGGGUGGGCUCCGACAGCUGGGGCUCCAAGAUUUCUCCUGUCCUGCACCAAGAGGAGAUGGCGGAAGGGGCGGUCACCAUCCUGCCCAAGCGCCAGUCCAUCAAGGGCUUCGAUCGCUACUUCAUCAGCCGGACGCUGGAGAACAACAGACGAAACAUUUGGUUUGCCGAGUUCUGGGAGAACAACUUCAGCUGCAAGCUGAGCCGACACGCCCUAAAGAAAGGCUCCGGCCUCAAGAAGUGCACAAAUCAGGAGCGUAUCGGGAAAGACUCCAACUACGAACAAGAAGGCAAAGUGCAGUUUGUGAUCGAUGCGGUCUACUCCAUGGCCCACGCGCUGCACAACAUGCAUCAGGAGCUAUGCCCGGGCAAGGUGGGCCUCUGCGCCAAGAUGGACCCCAUCAACGGCACACACCUGCUCAAGCACAUACGACGCCUUAACUUUAAAGGUAUCGCGGGAAACCCGGUCCUCUUCAACGAAAACGGAGACGCUCCCGGGCGCUACGAGAUCUACCAGUACCAGAUCCGAAACCUCACAGCAGAAUACAAGAUCAUCGGCCAAUGGACGGAUCAACUCCAUCUCAACGUGCGUUCUAUGCAGUGGCCCGGCGCCGUCCGUCAAAUCCCGUCGUCAAUUUGCAGCCAGGCCUGUCAUGCCGGUGAGCGCAAGAAGAUUGUGAAGGGCAUCCAGUGUUGCUGGCACUGCGAGCGGUGCGACGGCUACCAGUACCAGGCAGACACAUUCACCUGCAAGAUGUGCCGCUUCGACUUGCGGCCCAACGAGAACCACACGGGAUGCGUUCCUAUCCCCAUCGUCAAGCUGGAGUGGAGCUCUCCCUGGGCAGUGAUCCCGGUGCUCAUUGCGGUGGCGGGCAUCAUGGCCACCCUCUUCGUGGUGGUCACUUUCGUGCGGUACAACGACACGCCCAUUGUGAAGGCGUCGGGCCGCGAGCUCAGCUACGUGCUGCUCACCGGCAUCUUCCUGUGUUACGCCACCACCUUCCUGAUGAUCUCCACCCCUGACGUGGGGAUCUGCUCCCUGCGCCGGAUCUUUUUGGGCCUGGGCAUGAGCAUUAGCUACGCCGCCCUGCUGACCAAAACCAACCGCAUCUACCGCAUCUUCGAUCAGGGCACCAUGUCCUUGAGCGCGCCCCGGUUCAUCUCUCCGGCUUCGCAGCUCAUCAUCACGUUCACGCUGGCCUCGGUGCAGCUGUUAGGCGUGUGCAUCUGGUUUGGCGUGGAUCCCUCCAAGGCCAUCAUCGACUACGAGGAUCAGAGGACGUCUAACCCGGCCAUGGCGCGCGGCGUGCUCAAGUGCGACAUCUCCGACCUCUCCCUGAUCUGUCUGCUGGGUUACAGUAUGCUGCUCAUGGUCACCUGUACCGUAUAUGCCAUUAAGACCAGAGGGGUGCCAGAGACUUUCAACGAGGCCAAGCCCAUUGGUUUUACCAUGUACACCACUUGCAUUAUCUGGCUUGCCUUCAUCCCCAUCUUCUUUGGCACGUCGCAGUCCACAGAAAAGAUGUACAUCCAGACCACCACGCUGACCAUCUCGGUGAGCCUGAGCGCCUCCGUGUCCCUGGGCCUGCUCUACAUGCCCAAGGUCUACGUGGUUCUCUUCCACCCCGAGCAGAACGUGCCCAAGCGCACGCGCAGCCUCAAGGCCGUGGUCACCGCCGCCACCAUGUCCAAUAAAUUCAACCCCAAGGCCGGACUCAGGCCCAACGGCGAGGCCAAGACGGAGCUGUGCGAAAGCCUGGAAACGCAAAGUUUCUCCACAAAGCAAACGUACAUCAGCUACAGCAACCACGCUAUCUAACCGACGCCUGCAAGCCAAGCUCAAGUCUCCAUCUUUCAAAUUCAGGAUUUCCACCUGAUCGGUUUGUCAGGAGUGUCAUUUUCACACGGAUGGAAAUCAUGGGAGCGUGUUUCUUCCGAACACAGCAGUGACUGCAGGAAAGCACUUGUGUGUGUGUGGUGGGGGUGAGGUAUCAUCAUGUCUUGUUAAAAAAAAAUAAAAUAAAAUAAAAUAAAAUACUGCAUGAAAGUUACCUGGAAACUGAAAAACGGACGUUAUUUUUCUUUGAUUCAUCCGCGUAGUGACUGGGUGACGGUGAACUCGGAUGCCGAAAAAUGUGCUCAAAUGUGCUGUCGUCGGAAUUUUCAAAAUGGGGCAAU
Messenger RNA from Syngnathoides biaculeatus (alligator pipefish), 4128 nucleotides. Its product is annotated as metabotropic glutamate receptor 4-like. The coding region runs from base 1010 to 3769 and encodes 919 amino acids. Lineage: Eukaryota; Metazoa; Chordata; Actinopteri; Syngnathiformes; Syngnathidae. Gene Ontology annotation, biological process: G protein-coupled glutamate receptor signaling pathway; regulation of synaptic transmission, glutamatergic. The transcript is spliced from 11 exons. The record is from RefSeq and is a predicted model, not a curated record. Gene Ontology annotation, molecular function: adenylate cyclase inhibiting G protein-coupled glutamate receptor activity. Gene Ontology annotation, cellular component: membrane.